Messenger RNA from Octodon degus (degu), 1737 nucleotides. RefSeq names its product interleukin 17 receptor B (gene Il17rb). The record is from RefSeq and is a predicted model, not a curated record. Bases 31 to 1479 code for a protein of 482 amino acids. Gene Ontology annotation, molecular function: interleukin-17 receptor activity. The transcript is spliced from 11 exons. NCBI's taxonomy places the organism in Eukaryota, Metazoa, Chordata, Mammalia, Rodentia, Octodontidae.
GCUGCCUGAGACCCGUGUGGUGACCACACCAUGUCUCUCGUGCUGCUGAGCCUGGCUGCACUGUGCAGAAUCAUCUUGAUGCAAGAGCCGACUAUUCAGUGUGGCUCUGAAAAUGGGCCAUCUCCAGAAUGGACCGUCCGGCACCCUCUGACCCCAGGAGAUCUGAGGCACCUCCGCGUGGAACUUGCUGAAACCAAUGCUACAAGAGUGGACCAUUUGGUUUUGAUGAACAUAAGCUGGGAGCUUAGGGCAGAUGCCAGCAUCCUCUCGUUGAAGGCCACCAAGAUCUGUGUGACGGGCAAAAGCAGCUUCCAGUCAUACAGCUGUGUGAGGUGCAAUUACACAGAGGCUUUCCAGCGGCAGACCAGCCCCUCUGGUGGCAAGUGGACGUUCUCCUACGUAGGCUUCCCCGUGGCACCAAGCACACUCUAUUUCAUCGGGGCUCAUAACAUCCCCAAUGCAAAUAUGAAUGAGGACACCCCUUCGCUGUCUGUGAACCUCACCUCACCAGGCUGCCAAGACCCCAUAAUGAAACACAAGAAGAAGUGUAUCGAGGAAGGAAGCCUGUGGGAUCCCCACAUCACUGCUUGUAAGAAGGAUGAGGAGACUGUUGAAGUGAAUUUUACAACCAGUCCCCUUGGAAACAGAUACUUGGUUGUCAUCCAGUACGGCGUUGUACUUGGUUUUUCUAACGUGCAGGAGAACAGGCCAACAAGAACUUCUGUAGUCGUUCAGGUGAAGGGACAAACUGAAGGUGCUACGGUUCAGUUGAUUCCGUAUUUCCAGUCAUGCGGCAAUGACUGCAUCCGACGGAGAGGAACUGUUGAGCUUUGCCUACAGACGGAUUCAUUAAACACAGGCAUGGUGGCAGCCUGGCUAGGCCUCAUGUUCGUCAUGGUCCUUGUAUGGGUGCUGAUAGGCUGGCUUUGUGGAACAUGGAGAUGUGACAGGGGCCAGAAAGCUUUCCCUCCUGCCACCACGCUACCGCCCCUCAUUAAGGUUCUUGUGGUUUCCUCCCCCGAAGUAUGUUUCUACCACACUGUCUGUUACUUCAUUGAAUUUCUUCAAAAGCACUGCAGAAGUGAGGUCAUCCUUGCCCAGUGGCAGAAAAAGAAGAUAGCGGAGAUGGGCCCAGUGCAGUGGCUUACGGCUCAGAAGAAAGCAGCAGACAAAGUGAUCUUCCUUCUUUCCAAUGUUGGCAGUGCCGCGUGUGAUGAGAGCUGUGGCCAGGGCAAGGGCAGCCCCAGGGAGAGCUCGCAAGACCUGUUCCCUCUAGCCUUUAACCUUUUCUGCAGUGACCUGAGCAGCCAGACCCAUCUGCACAAGUACAUAGUGGUCUACUUCAGAGGCGUGGACCCCAAGGAUGACUACAGCGCUCUCCACAUCUGCCCCAAGUACCACCUUAUGAGGGAAGCCACUGCGCUCUGCACUGCGCUUCUCUGCGUCACGCCGCGCACGUCGGUGGAGAAGCAGUCAUGAGCAGGCCACGGCGCGGCUCCCUCUUGCGCCCUAGCCACGAGAAGGGGGAGGAUUCAAAGUUCUCUAAAUGUCUCAGCCAACAGUUCCUGGGGAAAAACCUGUGUGAAAACCCUGAAGUUUUACCCUAUCGGCUGCUUAUAGGGAAGAUCAUAACUGCACACAAAUGCCUAAGGCUACUCGUUAAAAUUGUUCUGCUAUAAAAUCGUUACCGACAAGAUGGGCGUGACAGAGCGCGCUGGUAAUCCCAGCACGUGGGAA